Messenger RNA from Toxoplasma gondii ME49, 2712 nucleotides. Its product is annotated as T-complex protein 1 eta subunit. The transcript is spliced from 11 exons. Gene Ontology annotation, biological process: protein folding. Lineage: Eukaryota; Apicomplexa; Conoidasida; Eucoccidiorida; Sarcocystidae. The coding region runs from base 518 to 2158 and encodes 546 amino acids. The record is from RefSeq and is a predicted model, not a curated record. Gene Ontology annotation, molecular function: ATP-dependent protein folding chaperone; ATP binding; ATP hydrolysis activity. Gene Ontology annotation, cellular component: chaperonin-containing T-complex.
GCAGCAGUGAAAAACUGGGAGGGGGGAAGACGGGUGUAUCUGUCCAAGCAGAAAACGACGCAUCUUCUCUCUUUCGCCGAAACGCGUCUUCUCCCUCGUACCCUCUCUCUCUCUGUCUCUCUCUCUCUGUCUCUCUUUCUGUCUGUCUGUCUGUCGCGUGAGGUGUCCUCGUCUGUCUAGCCAGUCUCUGGGUCGACCGACUCCGGCGGAGCGCGCGCGUGUGUGUGCACAAGCAGUGCAAAUCGCCUGAAGCGUUUCAGCUGUUUUCUCGACCUAUCGUUUCGGCUGCUUUCCUCCUUCGACGCUGCCGAGGCACACACGGAGUUCGGCGUCUCGACGCCCUGCUUCUUCUCGGCAACUUCUCCCCUCUUUUUUGGAUGCUUCUCUCGCUGCGCGCUCCAGGGACUCACCGUCUUCGCGCCUCCUCUUCCGAUUCCUCCAUGUCUCUUCUUCUCUCCCGCCGCUCGACCCUGCGCUUUCUCUCCGAGUUCUGCUGCUCCUCUACACCGCGAGAAAGAUGAGUCAUCUUUUGAAUGCUCCUAUCAUCCUCUUGAAGGAUGGAGUUGAUACCUCCCAAGGCCGCGGGCAGAUCAUCAGCAACAUCAACGCCUGCCAGGUCAUCGCCGACAUCGUGCGUUCCACUCUGGGUCCACGCGGCAUGGACAAGCUGAUUCAUUCCGAGAACGGCGUCACCAUCAGCAACGACGGCGCGACGGUCGUCUCGCUGCUGAAUGUUGUGCAUCCGGCUGCGGCGCUUCUCGUUGAUAUCGCGAAGGCGCAGGACGACGAAGUUGGAGACGGAACUACUUCCGUGGUGCUCCUCGCCGGCGAGUUCCUCGAGUCUGCGAAGACUUUCAUCGAAGGCGGGAUGGCACCGCAGAUCCUCAUCAACGGCUACCGCACCGCCUGCCAGCUGGCCAUCGAGAAGAUCCGCGAGCUCAAGGUCGACCUCUCCAGCACCCCUCCGCAUGAAAAGCGAGUUCUGCUGGAGAGAUGCGCGCAGACGACGCUGAACUCCAAGCUUGUCUCUGGCCACAAGGAUUUCUUUGCCAAAAUGGUGGUGGAUGCCGUAUCGAUGCUGGACGACAGCCUGGACAAGGAAAUGAUUGGAGUUAAAAAGGUGACGGGAGGCUCCUACACAGACAGCUUUGUCGUGCAGGGUGUCGCGUUUGCGAAGACAUUUUCGUACGCUGGUUUCGAGCAGCAGCCGAAGAGGUUCGAGAAUGCAAAGAUUCUUCUCCUCAACCUGGAGCUGGAGUUGAAGGCGGAGAAAGAAAACGCUGAAGUCCGUCUCAAGACCCCGGACGAAUACCAAGCAAUCAUCGACGCCGAGUGGGACAUCAUCUACGAGAAACUCGACAAGAUCAGCGCGACGGGAGCGCAGGUCGUUCUCUCUCGCCUCCCGAUCGGCGACUUGGCAACGCAGUACUUUGCAGACCGAGAUAUUUUCUGCGCGGGUCGCGUCGACGAAGGAGACAUGAAGCGAACGGCUCGCGCGAUAGGAGCUAAAAUUCAAACGACGGUCAACAGCAUCACUCCAGAUGUCCUCGGUACCUGCGGAGUGUUUGAGGAGCGACAGAUCGGAGGCGAGAGAUUCAACUUGUUCAUGCACUGUCCUCAGACUCAGUCCGCCACGAUUGUCCUGAGAGGCGGCGCCCCGCAGUUCCUCGACGAGGCCGACAGAUCUCUCAACGACGCGGUCAUGAUCGUCCGACGAGCUCUGCAGACGCAGACCAUCGUGGGAGGCGCGGGAGCUAUUGAGAUGGAGUUGUCGAAGUACAUCCGCGACGUGAGUCAGGGGAUCUCCGGAAAGCAGCAGCUUGUGAUUCGCGCAUUUGCGCGAGCCCUCGAGUGCAUUCCACGAGCGCUAGCAACCAACGCUGGCUACGACGCAACUGACAUUCUGAAUAAACUUCGGCACAAGCAUGCACAAGGCAAAGGCGAAACGCAGUGGUUCGGCGUCGACUGCAUGAACGGCGGUGUGUGCGACGCGAUGAAGGAGUUCAUCUGGGAGCCUGCUCUAGUCAAGGAGAACGCCCUCGCUGCCGCCACAGAGGCGACUUGCAUUCUUCUUUCUAUCGAUGAAACAAUCAAGCAGCCGACCCCAAACGACAAACGCGGAGGCCCGCAAAUGCGCAUGCCUCCCAAGAGGAGAUAGAGCGCGCACAAAGUCCAAACCAGAGAUCCCGCAGACCUGUGCAUCCUGCAGUCGACCUCACCACUCCUUGCUGUAUCCGCAUCUCUACAAACUGUUUCACAUACAUAUAUACAUAUAUAUACAUAUAUAUGUAUAUAUAUGUGUAUGUACGUGCAUGCGUAUAUGGAUAUAUAUGUAUAUUUGUAUAUGUAUGGGUGUAUAUAUGAAUGUGCUCGAGUUUGGCAGUAGAUGUUGGACUGGAGUAUGGGAGUUGUUUUGGGGGGAGAGAUGUAAGUGUGCGCGUUUCUGUGUGUUGUUUCGUUCUUGGUUUGAAUUCUUUUUUCUUGUCUUUUUCGGUCUCACAGUUUUUCGUGACAGCUUGGUUUGCUGUGGAGCGCAGUUCGUUUUUCCUUUCCACAUGCGUCGACUUCCUCGUGUUUUCUUUGUGCCUCUUUGAGUCAAGUCUUUCUCUUUCCGAGGCGCCCGUUCUGACGAAUGCCGCACCCUGAGUCUUGUCUUGUCCUCGUCCCCGCUGUCAUCACUGCACUUUCUCCUCUUUCUGUAACCAUUCUUCC